Molecule: messenger RNA, 919 nt
Organism: Cicer arietinum (chickpea)
Lineage: Eukaryota; Viridiplantae; Streptophyta; Magnoliopsida; Fabales; Fabaceae
Cellular component (GO): intracellular anatomical structure
Source: RefSeq, a predicted model, not a curated record
UCAUUUUUUCCUUCAUCUACUUCAAUCAAAAUAUACGGUCAAGUUUGAUGUUCUCAAUAUCACUAAAAUGUUUGUCAACAAUAUUAAGUGUUGGUGGGGUAACGUUGCCUUAAGCUGCAGCCAUAAGAGUAACAACUAGAUCCCAAAUCAGAAAUCCCUCGUUGAGCAAUUGAGAAGAAGCAUGUCUUUGUCGGCAUCGGAGAUCGCUAAGAAGCUGAAUCUACAGCCUCAUCCAGAAGGUGGCUUUUACGCCGAGACCUUCCGUGACCACUCCGUUCUUCUUUCCACUUCUCAUCUUCCCCCUCAAUACAAAGUUGAUCGACCAGUUUCCACAUCCAUAUAUUUUCUGCUUCCAUCUGGGAACAUGUCUCGCCUUCAUCGUAUACCUUGUUCCGAAACCUGGCAUCAUUACAUUGGAGACCCCAUCACCGUGGUGGAACUGAAUGAGAAAGAUGCAAGUGUGAAGUUUACAUGUCUUGGAUCCGAUUUGACUAAGGAUCAGACACCGCAGUACACGGUGCCUCCCAAUGUCUGGUUUGGUUCUUUUCCUACCAAUGAUUUUACUGUCUCUGUUGAUGGAGGGUUUGUGAAGGCCCCACCUAGAGAUGGUGAGAGUCACUACUCUCUUGUAGGAUGCACUUGCGCACCUGCUUUUCAGUUCCAGGAUUUUGAACUUGCUAAACCUUCUCACCUCAUUUCACACUUUCCUCAAUUGGAGCCUCUCAUCACUACUCUCACUUUUCCUGAGUGAUAUUAAUAUUGUACAAUGUUAAUAAACACUGCUUGCUUGCUUCAAUCUUGUCUAGUUACUGAAUCUUAAUUUGUAUUGCAGUAGUAGCUUUUCAGAAUCAAAUAAUGAAUGAAUUGCCCCUUUGAUGUAUGAAAACUGUUUCAAUGUAAUUUUUGGAUUCGUUGGCAA